CAGCACCUCUUCACACAAUUACAGCAGGACAAGAUGAAGUGGCUGGUGUGGGCCGGCGUCCUCCUCUGUCUGCAUGUCUGUCACCUCAGCGAGGCCAGAGUCGUCCCCGAAGGAGUGCCAUAUGAUGAGCCGGCAGGUGUUCCUUACUGGCCGUACUCCACCUCGGACUUCUGGAACUACAUCGAGUACUUCAGGAGCAUCGGAGCUUACAAGCACAUCGACGAGAUGGCUCGGGCCUUCUUCGCCCACCAGCACCUCGGAGACACCCUAGGAUACGAAAGCAAGAUGGGGCACGAUCAUGAAUGAAAUCAGGGCUGGACGGAACCUGGAAAGUAUAAAAAAAAGGGUCAACAGCAUCGGAGUUCAUUCCUUCAUUUCAUGAUGAGGCAAUGAAAACAUGAAUGAAAUGGACACAGGAUGAUAAAAUAAAAAUAUAAUUAAAAAAGGAUUAAACAAUAUGAAAGAAAUUUCUGUAAAAGAUUAAAAUUUAGUAUAACCAAAGAAUUCUAGUUCAAAGGAAGAAUGAAAUCUUUUUGUAGCACAAUUAUAGAGCGUCAUACAUUUUAGGGUCUUGAAUCCAUAUUUCCUUUAUUUUGAUCAAGAUUUUAUAAAUUGGAUGUUUGAUUGUGAAUAAACUGAAUAAA
Thalassophryne amazonica is the source of this 644-nucleotide messenger RNA. RefSeq names its product otospiralin (gene otos). Lineage: Eukaryota; Metazoa; Chordata; Actinopteri; Batrachoidiformes; Batrachoididae. The transcript is spliced from 4 exons. Gene Ontology annotation, biological process: sensory perception of sound. The record is from RefSeq and is a predicted model, not a curated record. The coding region runs from base 34 to 306 and encodes 90 amino acids.